Molecule: messenger RNA, 906 nt
Organism: Alternaria ventricosa
Lineage: Eukaryota; Fungi; Ascomycota; Dothideomycetes; Pleosporales; Pleosporaceae
Exons: 2
Coding region: 1-906 (301 amino acids)
Molecular function (GO): catalytic activity
Source: RefSeq, a predicted model, not a curated record
AUGCCAGAAAUACACGACCACGAUGGCAAGCCCGUCCACCACCACAUGGCACGUGUAAACGGCAUCCGCCUCCACUACAUCAAAUCCGGAUCCGGCCCACCCCUACUCCUCCUCCACGGCACACCUAAAACACACUACUACUGGUACCGCAUCGCCCCCCUCCUAACCAAAAAGUUCACCAUCAUCGCCCCCGACCUCCGCGGCUUCGGCGCAACAGACAAGCCCCCCGCAAGCGAAGGCUACGAUGGGCGCACCAACGCCAAAGACAUGGCCGAACUCAUGACGCAACUCGGGUACGAGAAAUUCUCCGUCCACGGCGAAGACCGCGGCGCAACAUAUGCCUUCUGCCUCGCGGGCCUGUAUCCCGAACGCGUAACCCACCUCUCCUUCUGCGAAAUGCUGCUUUCCUACGCGCUUACCAAACAGACCUUCUUCACGCGCAAAAAUAUCGCGGCGCAGUACAACCAAGCGGGCGUAUGGAACUGGCAUAUCCCUUUCUUUUGGCUGCCGCAUGUACCUGAGAUGUUGAUUCAGGGAAAGGAGGAAGAGUUCUGGACGCAUUUCAUGAAGGCUGAGUGUUAUAAUCCCAGUGCGCUGGAUCAGGGGGCUGUGAAUGAGUGGGUGCGUUGUUUGAAGGCGCCGGGUGGGCUGAGGGGUGUGCUGGAGAGUUAUAGGGCGCAUUGGGUUAAUGUGGAUGUUGAGGAGGAGAUUUUGACUGGGGGGAAGUUGAGGUGUUGUGUUAUGACUGUGGGGGCGCCGGAGUUCUUUGGACCGUUGGUUAAGGAGCAGAUGGAGUCUGCUGCUGAGAAGGUGCAUAUUUCUGAGGUGUUCGAGGAAUGCGGGCAUAGUUUGGCACUUGAGCAGCCGGAGAAGCUUGCUAAUCUUUUGAAGAAGUUUAUUCUUUAG